Messenger RNA from Cheilinus undulatus (humphead wrasse), 2176 nucleotides. Its product is annotated as potassium voltage-gated channel subfamily S member 3-like. Gene Ontology annotation, biological process: protein homooligomerization; potassium ion transmembrane transport. The coding region runs from base 108 to 1604 and encodes 498 amino acids. Gene Ontology annotation, molecular function: voltage-gated potassium channel activity; protein binding. The transcript is spliced from 2 exons. NCBI's taxonomy places the organism in Eukaryota, Metazoa, Chordata, Actinopteri, Labriformes, Labridae. The record is from RefSeq and is a predicted model, not a curated record. Gene Ontology annotation, cellular component: voltage-gated potassium channel complex; membrane.
CUGCAGCAACACUCCCUCCUGCCCUGUGAGGUUUAUCCACAAUGUAAAAACUGAACCAGCAGGAUAAAAGUUAUUUUAAUGGAAACAAAGGAUCCAUAUACAGGACCAUGGGAUAUGGGCAAUUCCUCCACCGGCGGGGCACAAAGGAGGACCAGGUCCACCUCAACGUGGGUGGGGUACGUCAUGAAGUGGAUCCCGACACACUGCUCCGUUUCCCUCACACACGCCUGGCUCGCCUGCUGCGCUGCCAAAGUGAGGCAGCGAUUUUGGAGCUGUGUGAUGACUACAGCCCAGCUGAGAGGGAGUACUACUUUGACAGGAACCCCAGAGUUUUCCUCUGUGUCCUCAACUUCUACUACACGGGACAAAUCCACAUGAUGGAGGAGCUGUGUGUCUUCUCCUUCAGCCAGGAGAUCGAGUACUGGGGCAUCCAGGAGCUGCACUUAAGCUCCUGCUGCAACAACUGGUACCACGAGAGGAAGGAGUACAUCGAGGACAGGGACUGGGACGUCCGGAGCGACGACCAGCAGCCGAGCUUGGACUCUUCAUUCGAGGAGCUCUCUGCUUUAGAUAAAGACUUGGCCAAGUUCAAAGGUGCGUGGUGUGCCGAAUUGAGGAGCUACAUUUGGCUCCGUCUGGAGGAUCCGGGUCACUCCACAGCUUCAAAGAUCAUUGCUGUGGCGUCCCUUAGCGUUGUUUUGACCUCUAUUAUUGCCAUGUGCGUCCACAGCAUGCCUGAGUUCCAGCAACUGGACGACAAUGAAAAACCCAUUGAGGAUCCCGUCCUUGCCAUCCUUGAAGAGAUCUGCAUUGCUUGUUUCUCGGCAGAGUUCAUCAUUCGGCUGAUUGUUGCGCCUUCCCGCAGGAAGUUCCUUGGAAACCCUUUGAACAUAAUCGACGUGGCCUCCAUUUUGCCAUUUUACGCCACUUUAGCUCUGGAAACAGCUGACGAGGACACUGCAGAGGAAAGUGAGGACUUGGAAAACGUUGGGAAGGUGGUGCAGGUCCUGCGCCUCAUGAGGGUUCUACGAAUCCUCAAAUUGGCUCGCCACUCUAUUGGACUCCGAGCCCUGGGCGCAACAGUCCGCCACAGCUACCAUGAGGUCGGUCUGCUCCUUCUCUUCCUCUCAGUGGGGAUCUCAAUUUUUUCUGCCAUGAUCUACUUUGCUGAGAAGGAAGAGGAAAGCACAGAUUUAGGGACGAUCCCGUCAGGCUGGUGGUGGGCGACAAUCACCAUGACCACAGUCGGUUAUGGUGACACAUGCCCUGUGACGCUACCCGGGAAAAUCGUGGCCACUUUGUGCAUCAUCUGUGGACUAUUAGUGGUCGCUCUCCCCAUUACCAUCAUCUUUAAUAAGUUCUCAAAGUACUAUCAAAGAAACAAAGCCAUGGAGGGAAAGUGCAUCGCUAAACCUGAGAGGAAAGAUCCUGAACUCCCUCAUUAUAACAUCAGAGAACUGUUCACAGAAAGCGUGUACCCGUUCAUCGGAGGAAUCGCCUUCAGGAUCAGUGAGAGCAGCGCAGGGGAAGACACGGAUGCCUCCAGUCUCCAGGACGUGGAAGUAUACGAUAAUGACACUUGUGAAAACGGGGCUGGAAAAUGAGAUUCCUCUUUAUGACUGCGAGUCUCAGUGGCUCUGAGGGCAGAGUGCUCCAUCACUGACCCAGCCUUCCUGCACGGUCUUCCUCCUGCUAUUUGACAGAACAAAGUAGCCAUGAACUUCUUUUUUAUACUUGUGGGGACAGCCUGUGAAACAUACUGUUGCUAAAACCAGGAAACCUAAAGGGAAUUUCCUGAACCUUGCUCAGGGGUUUUGAAAGCCCAUUUUCUGCUUGAGAAAACAGCGAUGAUGCAUGUAGGAGGCCAUAAUGUUAAUGUUUUCCAAAGUGAUGCCCUGUAUUGAUUUGUCUGCUCGUUGAGAGUUCAGACCCACAAUUCAACAGAUGCAAAAGUCUUGAAUGACAACACUGUUUCAUGUUGAAAAAUUUCAUAAUGAAUCUCUGAUUCCAUGAAGGCUGAUGCAGACUGCAUGAAAACAAAUGGAUGCAAUUGUUCUGUAAAAUUACUGAUGCUGAUUAAGAGAGGCAUCAGGCUCUCAGAUCACUGUGGAAAUCACUGAUUUUCCAGGUUACUGUUGUGAUAUUUUUCUUUUUUUCGGCAUGCUGGGUGACUCUU